AUGGAGCCCGGGGGAGGCUCACAGGCCCCUCUCUGCCUCCUGCCCUCACCGCCUGCCUCGCCUCCAGGGAAGAGGAAGGUCCAUUACCUGUUUGAGGAUGGCAAAGAGAUGGCCGAGGAGUACGACAUGAAGACGGGUCAGCUAGUGAGUAGAAAAUGGCGUGAAAAGAAUGCCUUGGGGGGCUUCGGCUCGUGGCAGAUUGAGGUGGGAGAUCCAACCUCGCCUCCCAUGGGAGCACUGGAAUCAGAGCUCAUAAAGGAGAGCAGCUCCAAUCCUGUCUUCAUGAGGAAGGAUACCCUGACCAGCUUCCAGUGGCGCAUCCGUAACCUGCCCUACCCCAAGGAAGUCUACAGUGUCUCCGUGGAGAAGGAGCAGCGCUGCUGUGUUGUCCGGACCACCAACAAGAAGUACUAUAAAAGGUUCCCCAUUCCUGACCUAGACAGAUACCAACUCCCCUUGGAUGCAGCUGCGCUGAGCUUCACCCAUGCCAAUAAUACCCUGAUCAUCACGUACCGGAAGCCAAAGGAGAUCCUGGCUGCCGAAGAGGAGCUACAGAAGGAGCUGAAGAAGAUAAAGGCAGCAAAUGAAGAUGACAACGAGUGUAAGACCCAGUAGGCUGUUAGGAGGCUGGGGUGGGGGGCAGCUCUCUGGCACAGCUUCAUGGCAUUUAUUUUACUUUUGGUAAUAAAAUUUACCUGUCCUGUCAACA
Molecule: messenger RNA, 709 nt
Organism: Tinamus guttatus (white-throated tinamou)
Lineage: Eukaryota; Metazoa; Chordata; Aves; Tinamiformes; Tinamidae
Source: RefSeq, a predicted model, not a curated record